Molecule: messenger RNA, 4134 nt
Organism: Conger conger (European conger)
Lineage: Eukaryota; Metazoa; Chordata; Actinopteri; Anguilliformes; Congridae
Gene: ubtf
Product: upstream binding transcription factor
Exons: 22
Coding region: 663-2876 (737 amino acids)
Source: RefSeq, a predicted model, not a curated record
CUCAAGACUAUCAAUGAAAGUCGCUUUUGAGUGUGUUUCGCUUUCGGAAAUGGUCAACAACACUGUGGAACAAGAUUAUUAUUGAGUCAGAUACACACGGGAAAUAUUUCAACAACUUUAUUUCACGUCCUCGAUUUAACAUCAAUUUCAAUCCAACAUUAAAAUAAUACUGUAAACAUGUUUAAAUUAAAUACUCAAUGUCCUGUCAAAAUUAAACUAAAAGUUAUUUGGUGUACAAGCGAACGCGGCGAAAUUCGAUUAGCCACGAAAGAGGCUAGAGCUAAAUGUAAAAACAUAACGAUAGUUGAACAAGAGUGCAGAGGAGAUAGAGAAGUUGUGGAUGCCUCCACGCUCGGAAGAAGAAUGGCUGGUGUGAGAGUGCCGGCCGCUGACUGGAAGAGACAGAGGGAGAGAGCAAGUGAGAUGGAGGCGGGGGAAGUUCCCAUCUCUGCGGGGACUGGAGUGUCUCUGCCCUGGACCAGCGGCGCAGUGCUGGCUAACAUUCAACCCAACCCUACCACAACGAGCUCGACACGCGCACCGAGACAGCCUUUGAAGACCGUAACGUUACUGCCGCCAUACCGCCACUGAACCCCUGCCCGAAAGCUUACGGCGUCGGGUUCCACCCCACGAUUUUACGAAGAUAAGGGAGGCUCAAGAGAAUGAAUGGAGAAAUGGAAGCCACUGCUAAAGAUCAAGUAGCCUGGGGCAAGGAUGACCUGCUGAAGUUGUUGGAUGGUAUGAAGGUGAACCUUCCACAAAAUGACCUCAGCAAGUACAAGACAGCCGAGUCACACUUGGACUGGGAGAAGGUGUCGUUCAAUCACUACUCUGCAGAAAUGUGCAAGCAGAAGUGGGUCCAAGUUUCCCGAGAGGUACGCAAAUUUCGCACACUGUCGGAGCUCAUCGUUGAUGCCCAGGACUAUAUCAAAAACCCCUACAAGGGCAAAAAUUUGAAGAAACACCCUGACUUCCCAAAGAAACCUCUUACCCCAUACUUUCGAUUCUUCAUGGAAAAAAGGGCUAAAUAUGCCAAACUCCACCCUGAAAUGAGCAACCUUGACCUCACAAAGAUCCUAUCCAAGAAGUACCGAGAACUCCCGGAUCGCAAGAAGGCAAAGUACAUGCAAGACUUUCAGAGGGAAAAGGAAGUAUUUGAGCACAACAUGGGGAGAUUCAGGGAGGAGCAUCCAGACCUGAUGGAGAACAUGAAGAACAUGAAGCGCUCAGAUGUGCCUGAGAAGCCCAAGACGCCCCAGCAGUUGUGGUACAACCAUGAAAAGAAAGCUGUCCUCAAGAUACACCCGGACGCAACAACAAAAGAUGUCAAGGAGAGCCUGGGGAAACAGUGGACACAGCUUUCUGACAAAAAGAGGCUCAAGUGGAUCAAUAAGUCAUUGGAACAACAGAAACUGUAUGAGGAAGCAAUGCGGGAAUUCAUUCAGCAGCAUCCAGAACUCAACAUGUCCCAGGAUGACAUCAACAAGUCCACUCUUACCAAGGCUGAAAGGCAGCUGAAAGACAAGUUUGACGGCAGGCCUACUAAACCUCCGCCGAAUGGCUACUCCAUGUUCUGCGCAGAGCUCAUGUCCACCAUGAAGGACGUGCCCAGCACCGAGCGGAUGGUCAUUUGCAGCCAGCAGUGGAAACUUCUCAAACAGAAUGAGAAGGACGGUUACCAGAAACGCUGUGAACAGAAAAAGAAAGAGUAUGAAAUUGAGAUGAACCGGUUUCUAUGUAGUAUUUCUGAGGAAGAGCAGCAGCGGGUGCUGGGCGAGGACAAAAUGCUUGGCUUCAACAAAAAGGGCAGCGCCACCUCCAGGAAGAACUCCAAAACAAAGGCGGGCUCAGAGAAGCCAAAGCGUCCCAUUUCCGCCAUGUUCAUCUUUGCGGAGGAGAAGCGGCACAAGCUGCACCAGGAAAGGCCAGAACUGUCCGAGAGCGAGCUGACACGAGCUUUGGCACGCAUGUGGAACGAACUAUCUGCCAAGAAGAAGGAGAAGUACAAGCGCCUGGAGGCGUCUCUGAAAGCCGACUCAGAGAAGAAGGUCCAGGAGGAACGCAGCCGGCUGCCGGAGUCACCCAAGAACGCGCAGGAAAUCUGGCAGCUCAGCGUCAUCGGGGACUACCUGGCCAGGUUCAGGAAUGACCGGACAAAGGCCCAGAAGGCUAUGGAGGCAGCUUGGAACACCAUGGAAAAGAAGGAGAAAAUCAUGUGGAUUAAAAAGGCUGCGGAAGACCAAAAGAGAUACGAGAGGGAGCUGAGUGAGAUGCGCUCCCCGGCCACCAUCAUCACCUCAGGGAAAAAGAUGAAGUUUGAAGGCGAGCCAAAGAAACCUCCAUCGAAUGGGUACCAGAAAUUCUCACAGGAGCUGCUUUCUGGUGGGGAGCUAAACCACCUGCCUAUGAAGGAGCGCAUGGGAGAGAUUGGUGGCCGCUGGCAGCGGCUACCCCAGAGAGAGAAGGACCGCUAUAAGAAAAUGGCGGAGGAGAAACAGAAACAGUACAAGGUCCAACUGGAGCACUGGCUUAAGAGUUUGUCAUCACAAGAAAGAGCCACAUACACCGAGUACAACUCAAAUAAACGUAAAAGUACUGCUAAACCUGGUGGAACGAAUGCCAAAGUAAAGGCUGCAGCUGCCAAAAAAUCUGACUCUGAGGAAGACGACGAUGAUGACGACGAUGAUGAUGAGGAGGAAGAGAAGGCUUCGUCAGAUGAUUCGUCCAGCGAGGAAGACAGCGAUGAAGAUGAGGAUGAUGAUGACGAUGAAGAGGAGAACGAGGAAGAUGACGAGGCAGAGGACAAGGAGAACAAAUCUGGGAGCAGUAGCAGUGGCUCCAGCUCUGAGGACUCCUCGGACUCGGACUCGGACUGAACCGCAACACCCUGAAUGACUGAGCCAAGAUACUGCGCAGCCCUGCACCACCCAGCACUCACCUGCCCGGCCAACAGGGGGUGCCCGUCUACUCGCAUCUCUUUCGCUGUUCAUCAGUUUUUUUUUGUAGAACGUCAUCUCACUUUAUUUCCCUUCUGCUUCUCAAUCUUUUUGUGAGCUGGGGAAAAGGAGACCGCGAAUAGAGAACACGACACGCAGAGGCCACUGGAACCCCUCCUUUUUCCCCUUGACACACAGCUCUGAGCCCCAUCAUCACAGCAGUGAUAUCCCAGUGCUGUGGCCAGCUACUGGAGCUUCUUCAGCAUGCACAGCUUGCUGGAUUCUUUUUCUUUUUUCUUUUUCCCCCAGAGCAUUAGGGAAGUUGGUUUUCCUUUCAUUCCUGAUUAUUGUACCUCAAGUGUUAAGCAACUGAGGGGGAAAUUGGAACUGGAAUCCACUUUCUUCAUUAUAUAUAUUAUUUGCAAGUUUAUGCUGUAAUACAAAGGCCCCCAUGUUAUAGGUGGGUCAAGAAUGUACCUCCCAGCUCAUGUUGGUUUUCAGUGCUGAAUCGUUUUCCAGCUCAACUGCUUUUCUGAGCAUUUCUCCCCUUCUGGCCCCAACACCCAUGAGGCCUGAACCACAGAACGCUUAUUUGGAGAAGAAUUUGGGAGGGUAUCAGGGACCAAGUAACUGCACUCUUGAGAAUGUUGUGUAAACUUUUAUUUUCAUUUAUUUGUUCAGACAAAUUGUUUUAUUUCCUUGUUUAAUUUUGGUCAUUUUUUAACAAUGUGGUAUUUUCAGGAAGAAUGAAGCCAUUUUGAGCGCACUUUGCUGGUAGGUGGAAUGCCAGACAAAUGGUGCCUUUUGUCUCAAACAACCGUUGGAGGAAUCAUUUCUGUUUACAUCCGUCACGUCCACUUCUACAUAGUUGUUUGGAUUUAAGAUGCUGAGUAAUGAAUAUCAGAACUUCUAAGUUAGUGAGCAUUGAUUUUUUUUUUUUUAAUGAUGUAAAUUUGUUUCAGUUUAAUAUUCAUGUUGCUUUGUAGUUCAGAUUAUUGUCAGUUUGCACUGUCUAAUAGAUAUUGGUAUGUACAACCCUUGAUAUUAAAUGGUGCUACAUCCAAUUACUCAGUUUAGCAAUUAAUGCAAUGUGUAUCUACUGAAAACGGUAAUGUUAAAUAUGGAUUUUCAGUUAUACCAGCACCGGUCUGAACCUAAAUUUGGCCUAAAGUUAUUAAAUGUUUUUGAGAUGCAGAAA